UCGCAAAACGUAAACAAACAACCGUGCCGACCGAGAAGGUAGAAGGACGUACCGAAACACCGGCAGCGCGGCACGGUGCCAAGCAGCAGGCGCGUCAUAAAUCGUUCCUCAUCAACACGGAAUCGCAUUAUCCUUCGGAAAAGUUUCGUUUUCGUGCCCCAGUCCGGGGAGGGGUGGUGUUAUUUAUUUUCCUAUUGAUUCCAACGCCGCCGAAGUUGCGCUUAUGUAACGGACUUAGUUCGCUGCGGAUAAAUAGUACCACCGCGAAGUAGCCUGAUGGCGGGCCCGGUACGACAAACCGCGUGCAGAUUGCUAUCGGCCGUCGCUGGCAGCGGUAGUAGCGGUGCUGUGUCGGACGAUUGUGUCGGUGCGAUGGCACGGAUCAUACCGGGAAUAUUCAAGCACUCGCGCUGCCGGAACAGCGUCUACCCGCACAGUGACGUCCGGCGGUACCCGGUGCCGGACGAGUCCGUCUUCUGGACGCAAACGUACGCCGACUAUCAGCCACCGGUGCACGAAUCGCCCGUGCUCCAAGGGAAAGAGUGGGCCGAUCCGGAUAUUGAUAAUCCUUCAUUCAAACCGAACUGGAACGAGCUGGACGGGAAGGUCAAUCGGGUGAGCUUCAUCGGGGCGUACGAGAUCCGGGACGGUUGCCCGCUCAACCCGUUCGGCCGCACCGGCAUCCGGGGGCGCGGUGUGCUGGGCCGCUGGGGCCCGAACCAUGCGGCCGAUCCGGUCGUAACGCGCUGGAAGCCGGACGGCCCGGACGGCCGCCCGCUGGUGCACCCGGCCAGUGGCAAGCGCGUGCUGCAGAUGUGCGCCAUCGAGCGGCAGGACUGUGGCGAGUGGGCCAUCCCGGGCGGCAUGGUCGACCCGGGCGAGAAGGUAAGCGCGACGCUGCGGCGCGAGUUUCUCGAGGAAACGAUGGACAACGAUGCGGGCGAGAUGGCGGGCGAGGUGGAGCAGUUCUUUGCCGCCGGGACGGAGAUCUACAAGGGCUACGUGGACGAUCCGCGCAACACGGACUGCGCGUGGAUGGAGACGGUGGCGGUGAACUUUCACGACCGGACGGGCUCGGUCGUGGGCCGCUUCCCGCUGCACGCCGGCGACGAUGCGGCCCAGGUGCGCUGGAUGGACGUCGGCGAGGGGGUGAAGCUGUACGCCAGCCAUUCGAACAUUGUCAAGCGUGUGGUCGAUAUGCUGGAGGCUCACUGGUGAGGGGCGGCGCGCGCGGGUGAAAAUCGUAAAGCAAAAGCGGCAGCAAUGAUUGGCACGCACGGCAAUCGGCACACGGUAGAAGGUAGCUGUUUGACCUUCGUGCAGUCAUACAGACAGACAGACGGGACAGGCUUUCGCACAAACGAUCACGAAAUAAACGCCUUUUUCGGUUUACUCUACAAUGUUGCACA
Molecule: messenger RNA, 1409 nt
Organism: Anopheles arabiensis
Lineage: Eukaryota; Metazoa; Arthropoda; Insecta; Diptera; Culicidae
Product: ADP-ribose pyrophosphatase, mitochondrial
Exons: 2
Coding region: 277-1218 (313 amino acids)
Molecular function (GO): ADP-ribose diphosphatase activity
Source: RefSeq, a predicted model, not a curated record